GGACCAUCUGCACUCCCUUUCAAACUUCGACAUUAUAUGAGUUAUCGAUUCUCUUGUCCAUUUUCAGUGACUAAAGUGUUACCAUGACUCUGGAUUUCUCGAAAUAUGGUGGUCCCUCAGACGAGUGGCUGGCGAUCGAGAAGACGCUACCAGCCCUGUCCUUUGACAUCAGCCGUGACCCUGUCGAACUCAAAAACGCUACUAACAAAGAGAGAGAGGAGAGAACAGCCGCCGGCAUGAAGUUCCUGGCACCACAUGUCUAUACAGCGGAUUACAGCAUCCCCACACGUGACGGUUCAACAAUCGAAGCUCGUACCUACCGCUCAGUCAAGAAAGAAAAGUCCGAAAAGCUUCCUGUUUAUAUCUACUUCCAUGGAGGCGGGUUCAUCUUUGGAAGCAUAGCCAGCGAGGACUUCGUUUGCGCUCAGACUGCUAUCAAUGUUGGGGUACUCGUGAUCAACGUCAACUACCGACACACACCUGAUCACGUAUACCCCACUGCAUGGGAUGAUUCCCAGGACGCAUUUGCUUGGGUGCAUAAGAAUAUCGAGGAGCUCAACGGCGAUCCUUCAAAAGUGCUGGUGGGCGGGGUUUCUGCAGGAGGACAACUGGCAGCGUCUCUGACAUUGGAGAAACAUCUCGGAAAGAGUGAGGUUUUGAGAGGUCUUCCGGAGCUUGCAGGCCAGAUUUUAAUCAUUCCCUGCGUGGCGAGUCCUUAUGACUAUGAAGAGGGACCAGGGAAGAAGAUUACGCCUGGCAAAUCAUCGUACAUCGAGAACGAGAACGCGCCCAUAUUGCCGAAGAGAGUCGUGGAAUUCUUCACGGGCUUACUGGAAACUCCCAAGGCAGACCUGAAAAACACAAAGCUUAACAUUGUGAACGCGACCGAGGAAGAGGUUCGAGGCCUGCCUCCAACGGUCUUUGGCAUUGCUGGGUUGGAUCCUUUACGGGACGAAGCUUUGCUGUACGCAAAGUUACUUUCUGAACAGAAUGUGCCAACAGAGGUCAGACUUUUCAAAGGCGUGCCACACGGACACAGGCGAUUUGGGAAGGCUUUGAAGGCCUCUGAUCACUGGGAUGAGUGUGUCGAUGAAGGCAUUUUGUGGGCAUUGUCAAAGCCUCAAGCAACAGGCACAUUUAACGUCAAAAUUCCGUGACGUAAUAAUGUACAUAUAGAUGUUCGAAUCUGAAGUCGUAACACAGGGUUCAAGUAGCUUGAGGUCUGGUACACGUUUUGACGUACAUGCACCGUUGUAGCUAUUGCAGAGAGCCUCCUU
This is a messenger RNA of Boeremia exigua, 1277 nucleotides long. Its product is annotated as Alpha/Beta hydrolase protein. Bases 84 to 1157 code for a protein of 357 amino acids. Lineage: Eukaryota; Fungi; Ascomycota; Dothideomycetes; Pleosporales; Didymellaceae. The transcript has a single exon. Gene Ontology annotation, molecular function: hydrolase activity. The record is from RefSeq and is a predicted model, not a curated record.